Messenger RNA from Penicillium daleae, 456 nucleotides. Its product is annotated as proteasome assembly chaperone 4 family protein. The record is from RefSeq and is a predicted model, not a curated record. NCBI's taxonomy places the organism in Eukaryota, Fungi, Ascomycota, Eurotiomycetes, Eurotiales, Aspergillaceae. The transcript has 2 exons. The coding region runs from base 1 to 456 and encodes 151 amino acids. Gene Ontology annotation, biological process: proteasome assembly.
AUGGCGACGGUUGCUCCAUCAGCAGUCCCACAGACGGAGCUGGUCUCCCCCACUCUCAAGCCUCAAGAGCUCUCCUUCCCACUGCCGAAAGCUCUCCACACGACUGGCCAUGUACAUCUGACCUUCUUGGGUCAUUGUGCCAUGGUUCAUCUUGCUACAUCAACACCGGGUGACUCGGCGGGGUCUUUCAAGCCGAUGGGGAGCUUUGUGUAUGCCAUGCCUGAUCGAACAUCAUCAAACGCAACCAUCUCGACAACACUCUACACCACGCCAUCCAGCAUUGAAUACACGACACGAGUGGCCAGGAUUCUUGCCAGACGCAUGCGACAGCCCGUCUACGUUGGGUGUAGCAUUGACCCCAAUGGACUCGGGCAGACCGUGGAAGAAGAAAUGGAGGGCCUAACGCACAUUGUGAAUUUGAUUGUCGAAAAGUAUGAAGCGCAAAAGCAGAAAUGA